AUGAGUAAAUAUAGUGGUAAAAAUAGUGUGAGAAUGGACGUGGAGGUAGUAAAUACACCAAUUAAAACUGAUAACAAAAAAGGCCCAAAGAAAAAAAAUGCAUCUAGAUUAGAUAGAACCCAAUAUGAAAAAAAAGAAAGUGUAUGUUUUAAUUUAAAAAGACAAAAAAAAGUAGGAAAUAAAUCAAUUGAUCCUGCUGCAACACAAGCAGAAGAUAUACCUCCUGACAAAAAUGACAACAUUGAAAUUGAAAAUGAUAAUGCAAAAUUAAAAACAACAAUAAUUGGAGUAACUGAUAUAAAACAUCAGACUAUAUCAACAAUGACUAAGCCAAAUAUAAUUUUAAAAAAAAAUUCUAAAUCAGAUGAGAAUAUUAAAGUUGAAUUUUCUGCAAAUUUUCAAAAAACAAAGUCACAAAAAUCUUCUGUAAAUCGAUUGAAAGAAAAAGAAGGUAAUCAAAAUGAAACACUAGGUAAUAUUCCUUUAAUAUCAUCACCAAACUUAUCUGUAGAAAUGUUACAACAACUUGAAAAAGAGGAAUGGUUUCAUGGAAUAAUGACAAAAGAUGACAUCAAAGAUCUCCUUUCAACAUCAGGAAGUUUUUUAGUUCGUAUUGAUAUAACAAAUUCUAAAGAAAAAAAAAUAAUGUUAUCAUGUAAAUGGAAUAAUAGGAGAAUUCAUUUUGUUCUUGAAAAUAAAGAAAAUCAAAUAAUACUUUUUGAACAUAAAAGUAAUUCAAUAUCAGAAUUAGUUAAUAGAUUAAUGACAAAUAAAAUUCCAAUACAUAAUGAAUUUAAAGUUAUCCUUCAAAAUCCAAUACCACAACAAUCAUGGGAAAUUAAUAAAAGUAAUUUAACAUUAAUUAAAAAAAUAGGCCAAGGUACAUUUGGUGAUAUUUGGAAGGCUAAUAUAAAAAUAAAUAACAGUCAAUCAAAUACACUUGUUGCUGUAAAAAUUCCAAAAACAAAAAAUGUUGAUAAAUAUAUUGAAAUAGUAACAGAAGCUAUAUUAGAGGUAAAAUCUAUGAGAGUGUUUGAACAUGAAAAUAUUGUCAAAUUUCAUGGUGCUUGUUUUACCUCAGAACCUAUAUUAUUUGCCAUGGAAUUAUCAGUAUUUGGAUGUUUAAGAAAAUAUAUCAGAAGAAGGAAAAAUAUUAGUGAUAAAGAUCUCCUUAAGUUUGCUAUUGAUGCUUCGCUAGGUAUAUCUCAUGUUCAUUCGAAAUAUGGAAUACAUCGUGAUAUUGCAACAAGAAAUUGUCUUCUUUUUCCAAAUAAAGUUGUAAAACUUGCUGAUUUUGGACAAGCUAUUAUAUUAAAAGAAGGUGAAAAAGAAUUUAAACUUGAUAGUAAAGAUUCAUUAUUACCUUUACGUUGGUUAUCAGCAGAAACAUUAAAACAUUCUAUUUUUUCAUAUAAAACAGAUGUAUAUAGUUUUGGAAUUCUUCUAUGGGAAUUAUUUCAUAAUUGUAAAGAACCAUUUGAAUCAUUAACUAUGGUUGAUGUAAUUUCAGGAGUUCGCCGUGGUCUCAAACCAAAAUCACUACCUACAGUUCCACCAGAAAUUGUUGAUCUUAUUGAAAAUAAAUGUCUGCAACUUAGUCCAGAUAAACGUCCACCAAUCUCAGAAGUUACCAAUAUAAUGAAAACUAUUUAUAAUAAAAUGCUAAAAAAAUAA
Messenger RNA from Strongyloides ratti, 1674 nucleotides. RefSeq names its product Tyrosine-protein kinase Fps85D. The transcript has a single exon. Gene Ontology annotation, biological process: protein phosphorylation. The record is from RefSeq and is a predicted model, not a curated record. Gene Ontology annotation, molecular function: protein tyrosine kinase activity; ATP binding. NCBI's taxonomy places the organism in Eukaryota, Metazoa, Nematoda, Chromadorea, Rhabditida, Strongyloididae. Bases 1 to 1674 code for a protein of 557 amino acids.